Messenger RNA from Mytilus californianus (California mussel), 2119 nucleotides. Its product is annotated as mediator of RNA polymerase II transcription subunit 15-like. The record is from RefSeq and is a predicted model, not a curated record. The transcript is spliced from 5 exons. Lineage: Eukaryota; Metazoa; Mollusca; Bivalvia; Mytilida; Mytilidae. The coding region runs from base 1 to 1809 and encodes 602 amino acids.
AUGUUGGAAAUCCCAGAAUUUUUACGUAAACAAUGGGAUUAUGUAGGAUCAUGUUGUAACAACACUAAACUAAUGAACCAAGUGCUAGGCCAAAGGUUAGGAUUUGGAGCACAACCGCCUUCGCCAUUUGGUGGAGGAAACAUUUUCGUCCCUCAAAAUUUUCCUCGACCAGUGGACCAAACUAUAGAUUUAGAACAAGCGGGAUCUUUCACACUAAGUCCUCCAGACGGUUCUGCAGGAGUGCAAUUAUUAGAAACAACAGUUAGAGAUGGAAACAGAAUAAUACUUCAAGAAGGAGGUCAGCAGAACGAACAAGGAGGACAGGGACAAAAUUUUGGACAACAAGGAUUCCUGCCUAACCUUCAAGGAGGUGGACAGCAGGGUUUCCAACCUAAUCUACAAGGACAACAAACAUUUAUUACCCGACCAGCUGGAGUAUUUAAUAGCCAAAAUCAACAGGUACGAAUUGUUCAGGCUGGGGGUGGAUUCAGGAAUCCGUUUCCAGGUAUACAGCUUCCUGUUGCAACUCUUAUGGCUCCAAUCCCAAAUACAAAUCCAUUUCUCAGCCCGCCUAAUUCACCUUCAGGUCGAUUAGUGAAUAAUAUCAUAGCAGGAAUUCCAGGAAAUCCUUUACCAACGGCUAUACCUAGUAACCAAGUCAACAUAGGGCAGCGAUUACCUAUGGGAAACAUUCAGGGAAAUCUUCCCAUGUCUGGAAAUCAGUUUCAAAUGCAAGGAAAUCAGGGGUUACAAGGAAAUCAGUUUCAGCAAAUUCAAGGAAACCAGUUUCAGCAAAAUCAAGGAAACCAGUUUCAGCAAAAUCAAGGAAACCAAUUUCAACAAAUUCAUGGAAACCAACAAUUUCAGAGAGCACUUCCAACGGGAAUACCAAACACACAAGAUGCAGUAAAUUCUAUAACUAGUUCUAAUACUUUUGACGAGCGUUUUAAUUUGAUAGAUCCAACUACUAAUAAUGCGGUUCAGGAUGUGUCUAAUCCCGGUGCGCAGAAUCAACAAGGACAAUUUCAAGCCAAUCAAAAUUUACAGCAGCCAUCUCAAAAUAGUAUAUUUCCACAACAGAAUCAGUUUCAAAAUCAAGGACAGGUUACAGGAAAUAUCAACAAUCAAUUUAGAGGAGGUUUACCUAAUGUUGGGUUUCAAGCCCCUGGACAAAACUCACAGUUUAACCGAUUUGAUCCACCUCCUCCACAAUUUAUCGGCAAUCAAAGACAAUUUAACAAUGUUCCAAGGUCUGAAUUUGCUAAUAAUAAUGAUAUUCGAAGCGCAAAUACGCGUGCCAUUUUACAAGCGAAUGAUUUCAACGUAACAUUGACACAUCCUAUGGACCCUAGUGUUGGAUUACUUUUAACAGAUGUUUUAUUAAAUAAUCUUCCUCAAAGGGCUAACACAAUAUUCAGAGAUUUUGGCCAACAAGGUUUUACAGAUAUUUUUCCGGGUCAGUCUCAACCGACACCAAUUCCCGAUAUUAUGAAUACACUGGCUCCAGGUUUAACUAUGUCUACUCGAUUUACAACAAUGCCUCCACCUUCAACGACCACAGUUGCCGAAUAUAGCUGUCAACAUAGUAAAUGUGGCAAAGGACAGGCUUGUGUCUAUGAUGAGAAAUACAGAUGUCCAAAAUGGAUUCCUUUAUUACAGUGUAAAUGUUUGGCAGGAUGUAUGUAUAACGACUGGUUCAUACGUAAAAAUUUUGUGAUACCAGUUGACAGAUGUGGCAAUCACUGUGCUUGCGAAAGAGAUGAUGGCGUGGCAACUUGUACGAAGAUAAAAUGCCCGAACGCUGCCUGAUUACGUUAUUAACAAUCGACAAAGUUGAUCGGGGACAAAGAAAUUAGCGUUUCGUUUGUUUUUUCAACGAAAAACCUCAACAUCUGCAGAGUGAAUGCAGGCAGAAGAAAACCAAAUAAAUAUGUCUUUCAUCAUUGGAUUACAGCUGUUUGUUUCUUUGAAGAUUUUGUGGGAAUGUUAUAACCAAUUCAUUAUUUUGUCAUUAUAAUUCAUUCAACUGUCGUUUUAAGACAUUCAUUUGAAACUUUGUACAUAUGAUAUCUAUAAAUAAAACUGUAUAUUUUCCUACAGUCUGUAUACAUCAACAUGA